CCCGUCCGGAGAGUCAGCUUUUUGCGAUUUCAACUCUAAAAAACGGUGGAAGAGAGGUUUUCCGGUUGAAAGACGGUGGCUUUGAAUAUAAAACACCUGGAAUUCGACGAUCAGGAGCUGAAAUUUCAGCGUGAUGAAAUCGAAAAUGAGUAGCGAAGCUAGCAGCAGAGGCAACAGGAGCAGAGAGAGCGUGGUGGAGGAUUGGGGUCGGCAGAUAGGCUCUUGCUGUUAUUGCAAAUCCGGCGAUCGCACCAGUAUUUGUCAUGGUUUAUGGGCACAUAGCAUUACAGUUGAUGACUAUCAAGAUCUAAUUGACCGGGGGUGGAGCAGAUCUGGAUGUUUCCUCUAUAAACCUGAGAUGCAAAGGACAUGUUGCCCAUCUUACACCAUUCGUUUGAAGGCAAGUGAUUUUGUUCCUUCAAAAGAGCAACUUCAAGUGAAUAAACGAAUGCAGAGGUUUUUAGAUGGCAAGCUGGAUGUCAGAAAACCAGUUCAGUCCAAGGAGGAUCCGAGUACUUCUAAUGCUACAGGCGGCUGUGUCAAUCAAGUUUCAAACUCAGUGGCAGAUAAAUCUUUGUCUCAUAACAAUAAAGAAGAGAAUAAGACAGAAGAUUUUAUGCAUUAUUUAUCUAACCAAAUUGACAAUGCAGUGCAUGAGUGCAUUGAAGGUGGGGAAUUUCCUUCUGGAAUUCAACUGCCAAAAGCUCUGGUUAAAAAGGUUUCCCAUGCCAAAAAGAAGCUUCUAGCUGAAGGAUCAGAAGAUCUUGUAUAUACCAGCAACAUUGCCUACCAAAUAGCAGCCACAUUGAAGUGUUCACAAUCAGCUGCAACGGAUGUUUAUCAGUCCAAAAUUAUUGCAGAAAAAUUGGUGAAUUCUUUAAAUCACUCAGCAAGUAUUUCUGGUCUGUCCAUUAGGGCUUGCAAUGGACAUGUUAAUUUUUAUUCACCUGUUAAACAUGGGUCUUUAGAUGGAGAUGUUCAAAUUGUUACUCUACUUGAAGAAUCUGCAAAAAGGAAUGGAAGCAAAAGCUCUUCAUCUAAGAAUGUAUAUCCGCACAGAAAAAAGAGGAAGCUUGAGAUUCGUUUAAAAAGGUCUAGUUUUGAUCCAGAAGAGUAUGCAUUGUAUAGGCAAUACCAGAUUAAAGUGCACAAUGAUACACCAGAUAAUGUCACAGAGAACUCAUACAGAACAUUUUUGGUUGAUUCUCCCUUAUUAUUUGUUCAACCAUCUAUUACUGGUCUGGUUCCUCCCAGUGGCUUUGGCUCUUUCCAUCAGCAAUACAUAAUUGAUGGUCAGCUAGUUGCAGUUGGUGUUAUAGAUAUCCUGCCUAAAUGUUUUUCAAGUAAAUAUUUUUUCUGGGACCCUGAUUUUGCCUUCCUAUCACUGGGUAAGUAUUCAGCUCUCCAAGAAAUAGCUUGGAUAAAAGAGAAUGAAGUCAGUUGCCCCAGUCUUCAGUAUUAUUAUCUCGGCUAUUAUGUACAUUCCUGUAGCAAGAUGAGAUAUAAAGCAGCAUAUUGGCCAUCUGAGCUUCUUUGUCCUUUUCAAUGCCAGUGGGUUCCAUUUGAUGUAGCAAGGCCUCUACUUGACAAAAAGAAGUAUGUUGUUUUAUCCGGUUUACAGGAUGGGGAAUCCUCCCAAUCUGGAAUCCUAGAAAACAUAAUGGAAUUGCAACAGGAUGAGAUUGACCAAGAAGACAGAAAUGAUGUUUGUAUAGACAAUGAUGAAGAAAUGCUUGAGCCCAAAUCUGAAGGUUCUGAUGAUGAUUCAGAACCAGAAACCAGAAAUCUGAUGUCUGUUGGAAUUGAAGAUGGGAAUUUGACUAACAUUUUAAUUGGGUUGAGAGGAUCUCGGAUGAGAUAUAAGGAAGCAGAAGAAUGCAACUAUUGGAAAGGGGAAAGAAAAGGAUAUUCAACAAGCAUCUGAUCCCAGUGACAUGGACAACUUGGAGGCACAGUUGCAAAGAUACCAAAGAGUGGUGGGUGUAGAGCUGUCUGAGCGGAUGAUUUGUUCACUAGACUAAUUUUAUACACUGCAUUCCAUCGUUGCAUUGCUGAAAUUGCUGCUAAGGACAUGUCCUGUUUAGUAUAUAUUGGUGCUGAUCUAGAGCUGCUAUGGUGCUAUGACAUUCCUUUUAUUUCUUGGAAUGGUAAUUGUUUUGUUCGUUUCAAAUCAAAAUCACAGAUUCCUAAUCCUGGUUCACCUCCAUUCUGUAAUUUGAAUUUGCUCUGCCCUUGUAGCAGCACUGUUUUUUUUUUUUUUCCCCUAAUAGAAUCUGCUUUUCCUUUCCCUUCCUAGUAAAUAUGGUAUUGGGUA
Molecule: messenger RNA, 2314 nt
Organism: Rubroshorea leprosula
Lineage: Eukaryota; Viridiplantae; Streptophyta; Magnoliopsida; Malvales; Dipterocarpaceae
Source: the annotation of a GenBank genome assembly